UCGCUUGGUAGUACUCAUCGUGUAGAGUACAUAAAGUGAUGCACUGAGAAACGAAACAUGGCGGACAGCGAAAUGGUUACCGAUGUAUCUACAAAAGCACUUUAUUCUGGCCUCCCAGAACAUGUUCAACACAACUUGGAAGAACUUAGUCUUCAGCCAUUAAAUUGUUCUGCUAGAAGCGCAGUAAAAUCAUUUAUGGGAAGAGUGGUACAAAAAAAUAAAGAGGAUCUGGAAAGGAAACUGCGAUAUGAUCCUGUGACUUUGGACAGGCUAAAUAAACACAAGCCAAACAAGAAACCAAAGAGAAAAGAAAUGUCCCUAAGAGAGAAAAAGAGUCGAGGCAUUUACAAGAUUUCUCCCAAAAAUCAAAGGUAUGAAAUGUAUCUUCCUCUUCAUGAUUUAUGGACAGGCUACAUGCAAGAAAUGUUAAACUUGACAUCUGAAAGUAAUUUGAAAGUUAUAUAUCCCAAACUACUGCGUGCUGACUACCAUGGGUGUAUUCUCAAGGUGAGCAGAUCCAAGUGUCCAUCAUACGUAGGAACAUGUGGUAUCUUACUUCAAGAGACAAAAAAUUCCUUCAAGAUUAUCACAAAACAAGACAAACUCAAAAUGAUUCCUAAAGCAAACAGUGUUUUUACAUUUGAACUGGGAGGAUUUGAGUUCACGAUUCACGGAAGUCAUUUCUGCUUCCGAUCUAGUGAGCGCUCGGCAAGGAGAUUCAAACCAAAAGCGACAACAGACUUAUAAACAUCCAUCUUGGACAGAUUUUCCAGUCAACAUUGUUCCCACAGCUGUGGUGCCGUGAUCACAGAAAGUCCUACAAAGAAGGAGUAUCUGAGUAAUCACAAACAUGCCUAUGAAGGGAAUUUGUAAUUUUGCAUAGAGAACGUUUUUAGUGUGCAUGCUAAAUGUCUUCAGACUUUGUAAAAAAUUUGAAUAAACAUUACAUUUUGCAUUA
Messenger RNA from Pocillopora verrucosa, 958 nucleotides. Its product is annotated as ribonuclease P protein subunit p29-like. NCBI's taxonomy places the organism in Eukaryota, Metazoa, Cnidaria, Anthozoa, Scleractinia, Pocilloporidae. Gene Ontology annotation, cellular component: ribonuclease MRP complex; ribonuclease P complex. Gene Ontology annotation, biological process: tRNA 5'-leader removal; rRNA processing. The record is from RefSeq and is a predicted model, not a curated record. Gene Ontology annotation, molecular function: ribonuclease P RNA binding.